AUGAACACAUCGAUCAUUGUGUUCCAGCACGACGAAGAACCCAGUUCUAGCUCAAAAUGCGUCGCUAUCACGUCUGCCUGGCAUGACCUGGAUAAUACGGAAUUCGACUGCUGGCCAAAUGAUCAACCCAAUGAACAGAAUAUGAUUGACUGUAUGGGGUUGGAGAUGGCCUGGGUUAAGAAGCCUCCUGAGAAGGUCAUUACCGGGCAGGAGUUUAAUGUUACCUACUCAGUAUCUGCACCUGACAGUUUUUACCAGAAGGCCAUAGCACAAAAUAUUCUUAAAUUCAGCAGUAUGUAUAUAUUUUUUAGUAAUGCCAGUGAAGCUAAAAGGUUUUGUGAGGAAGUUGAAUGUCCAGAGGACUGGAGGUACGCCACUGCCGAAAACUGCUGCAUCUACCAUGCAAAUAUCCACUCCUGCCCGCUGGCCUUUAUGAAGCAGCGUGGGAUCUGUGGCCCGUGGAUCCCUGAUGAUGGUAAAAUAGUGACACACACCGUGUCGCAGGCAGGGAAAAUGACCCAGAUGAACUGGACGGCUAAGGUCGUUUUGGUCCACCUUGGCGUCACCUCAAUGAUCGCUCACAUCAAAGUUGGAACUUUUCAGGUUGCUUUAGAAGCUGAGUCCAUUGUGCUCAGUGGCAAAGUGUGCGGGGAUGACGUCUGCAGUCAGGAUGAGAGCUGCGCCCUGUGCCCCGCCGAUUGUGGCCCAUGCCCAAUGUCAACCACGGUGAAAAUCGCCAUUGUACUCCCCCUGACUCUGUUCUGCAGCGGCUUCAUCUUCGCGAUAGUGUGGUUCCAGUAUCAAAAGCAGAAGAUGCUUUGGGAUGAGAGUUGGAUUCUGACCGUGAAGGACUUACCUGGAGACGAGGUUUGGAAUGAGCUGGGCAGCACCAUCAGCCUGAGACACAACAACAUAGCACCAGGUCAUCGGAUGGAGCUACUGGCAAACACGGUCUUCAUAUGUGGCUCGUCUACAGAAAACUUCAUGCAGACAGGGAUCUACGAUGGACGAAAUGUUUUUGUCAAAAGGAUCUAUAAGAAGAAUUUCACCAUUUCGAAAACCGUAAGAAAGGAAGUGCAGCUCGUACGGAAGCUGGAUCACCAGAAUCUAUGUAAGUUCAUGGGAGGAUCAGUGGAAGGAAACAUCUUCAUCAUCACAGAAUAUUGUCCAAAGGGAAGCCUGGCUGAUGUUCUGCUGAAUGAUGAUGUUCCUCUAAAUUGGGGGUUUAGACUUUCCUUUGCCACGGACAUAGCACGAGGAAUGGCUUAUCUGCACCACCAUAAAAUGUACCACGGGAGACUGACAUCACGUAAUUGUGUCAUAGAUGAUCGAUGGGUUUGCAAGAUCUCAGAUUAUGGUUUGAUGGUUUAUAGACAAGAUGAAUAUAAGGAAUUAAUGGAGAAAAAGCCUGUACAUAUCUACUGCGCCCCAGAGGUUAUUCAGAAUGACAGCUCUUGCGUCCUGCCGACCCCUGCCGCCGACAUAUACAGUUACGCCAUUGUGCUGGUUGAAAUUGCCAGCCGCUGCGAUACCUUCCAAGGAGAUGCUUACCUAAAAGAUGUGACAUGGAGACCAGAGAUACCGGAUCUGAGUGUGGGCAAAUCUGACCACGACUGCCCCAACCAGGAAGAUUAUUUAGAGCUGAUACAGAAGUGCUGGGCCCACAACCCCAUGCUGCGCCCCCCGUUUGAGCAGAUUAAGAAGAAUUUAGAGAAAAUGAAUCCUCAGAGGGUUAGUCCGGUGGACAUGAUGAUGAAUCUGAUGGAGAAGUACAGUAAACAUCUGGAGGCCAUUGUAGCUGAGAGGACUCAGGACCUCUUACAAGAAAAGCAAAAGACCGACCGUCUGCUUUACAGUAUGCUCCCCAAACCUGUAGCGGACGAUCUGCGCCAAGGCCUGACCCGUGAAGCUCAGAGUUACUCCAAUGCUACCGUCUAUUUCAGUGAUAUCGUGGGUUUCACGUCACUGUCUGGGGCGAGCACACCGCACCAAGUAGUCAAUUUCCUAAAUAAGUUGUACACCAAGUUUGAUGACAUCAUUGACAAUUAUGAUGUGUACAAGGUGGAAACCAUUGGAGAUGCCUAUAUGGUGGUGUCUGGUGUACCAAAGGAGAAUGGCAUAAACCAUGUGGCAGAGAUCGCAAGCAUGGCUCUAGACCUGGUUGCUGUUUGCCAUUCCUUCAAGAUUCCACAUAUACCAGCUGCUAAGCUGAAGAUCCGAGCAGGAAUACAUUCAGGUCCUGUUGUGGCCGGAGUAGUUGGGACUAAAAUGCCACGUUACUGCUUAUUCGGAGACACUGUGAACACGGCAUCAAGAAUGGAGUCUACCAGCGAAGCCUUAAAAAUUCAGUGCAGCUCCAGCGCCGCUGAACUACUAAAGGAAAUUGGUGGCUACACUCUCAUAUGCCGAGGCACACUGGAUGUAAAGGGAAAAGGAACAAUGACAACAUGGUGGCUGGAGGGGAAAGAAAAGUCUGGAAGCUGGAAUAUCCAAUAA
Bufo bufo (common toad) is the source of this 2496-nucleotide messenger RNA. Its product is annotated as atrial natriuretic peptide receptor 1-like. Lineage: Eukaryota; Metazoa; Chordata; Amphibia; Anura; Bufonidae. Gene Ontology annotation, molecular function: peptide receptor activity; ATP binding; guanylate cyclase activity. The record is from RefSeq and is a predicted model, not a curated record. Gene Ontology annotation, biological process: receptor guanylyl cyclase signaling pathway; intracellular signal transduction; protein phosphorylation. The transcript is spliced from 23 exons. Bases 1 to 2496 code for a protein of 831 amino acids.